This is a messenger RNA of Blumeria graminis f. sp. triticale, 696 nucleotides long. Lineage: Eukaryota; Fungi; Ascomycota; Leotiomycetes; Helotiales; Erysiphaceae. The record is from the annotation of a GenBank genome assembly.
AUGAAAAUGAAUUUCAUCUUAUUCUCCUCGAUUUUGGCGCUUGCAGCAGCCAACUCAACACCAGAUAGCGAUCAAACGCCCACAGAAUUUGGCGAGUAUGGCAACUAUGGCCAGUACGGAAGCUACGACAAAUAUCCAGAGGUUAGCUUGUCUUCAACCGCCACCCCUGCGAAACCAUCGGCAUUCCCCAAUACUUUUGUGGCAGUCACGACUCGAAGUGGCAACCCUAAAUUACAUCUUCGCCCAGUAUCAGCGAGCAAUCUAAACUUCUACAUUGGCAAAGAAACUUCAACUUACUGUCCACUAUCUGAUUGUUCUGGCUUCGUUAACUUUACCGUCUUCGAUGCCCAACCUAAUAACCCUAACUCUGGACUUGGCCUAUUCACAACAGUUCCCGGAGGUCAGCUUGUAUACGUGACUAAAGAUGGCCAGUUAGGAUAUACUCAAGCUCAUUCUGCAUUUAUUCCCACUGAUGCCAAAACGGUCCCAUUCUUAUACGCGCCAAACGCCGAGCCGGGUAGCGUCGGUACUCUGACCUUUAAUGGUGGUGGUUGGAUGGCCUGUCCGGAGGAAAAACCUGACGAUGUUUUUCAGAUUUAUUCACAAAAUACACCGGGAUUUAAUCGGAAAGACUGCACUAGCGUAAAUAUCGUUACGGCGGUUUAUAACGGUAAUUCUACUUGGCAAUAUGUGUAA